AUGUCACUCAACGAGAUUCAGGGUCGACUUGCCCUUAUCACCGGUGCUUCGGGAGGAAUUGGAGCAGCCUGUGCGCACCAGCUCGCGCAGCAUGGAGUCAAUCUGGCAUUGACUUAUGCGACCAACCUGGACGCCAUGAACGCAUUGGUGGCCGAUUUGCGCAGCAAGUACGCCGACAAGGAGCUUCGUAUCUCGAUUCACAAGGUCGAUGUCGGGUCCUCGGAUGAUAUAGAAACGAUGUUCCAACAAAUCGAUAAAGAGCACGGCCAUCGACCAGACAUCUUGAUCUCCAACGCCGGGUACGGGAAACGGGUCUCCAACAUCUGGGAUUGCACUCUUGAAGAGUUUGACUACACACUCCAAGUCAACUUGCGCGCAUCCUUCAUUCUAGUGAAGGGUGUUGUAGAGCGCAUGAAGAGCCAGAAUUGGGGACGGAUAGUGUUCAUGUCCUCGAUUGCUGCCCAAGGCGGAGGUAUUAAUGGAUGCCACUACGCCGCUUCCAAGGGUGGAUUGACUGGUAUGAUGAAGAACCUCUCGACCAGGCUCGCUGAGUUCAAUAUUAGUGUCAAUGAUGUGGCUCCCGCUAUGAUCGGUGAGACUGGCAUGAUUCCUAAUGCAGCGGCUAUUCCUGAAGUGGCGGCUGGUAUACCUAUUGGACGCCUUGGGACGCCCGAGGAGACGGCUAAUGUUGUUACCAUGCUCGUGAAGACGGGCUAUAUGACUGGCCAGAGUCUUCUACUGGCUGGAGGGUUGAAAUAA
This is a messenger RNA of Penicillium brevicompactum, 759 nucleotides long. RefSeq names its product SDR family NAD(P)-dependent oxidoreductase. NCBI's taxonomy places the organism in Eukaryota, Fungi, Ascomycota, Eurotiomycetes, Eurotiales, Aspergillaceae. Gene Ontology annotation, molecular function: oxidoreductase activity, acting on the CH-OH group of donors, NAD or NADP as acceptor. The record is from RefSeq and is a predicted model, not a curated record. The transcript has 3 exons. Bases 1 to 759 code for a protein of 252 amino acids.